AUGUCAGUCUAUGGAUGGCAGGCGUUUAUGCCACCUCCAACUUAUCAACCGCCACCUCCAAAAGUGAGUAAUGGCUUAUCACCAACUAUGACUACCAAUACCACCACCACAGCCUCAACCAAACGAGGAUCUACUGCUACCGCUUCGUCAGCUUUAACAAAUGGAUCUUCAGUUGAUCCAAAUGAUUUUAUCACAUACGUAAUCCCUGACUUUAAUGCAGUCCAUUACUUUCAAAAAGAUUUCCUACAAUCUCAAGAAUUUCAUAUUUUGGAAGAAUCACAAGUAACAGGAUAUGAAAUAUAUCUUGUUGAACAAUGGGUCAAUAAUAGGAAUAUAGGAAGUGUUGUUACUGCGUAUACAGGUAAUGAAUCGUCCAAAAUAACAGUAGCUAGAUUCACAAUAGUCAAGAAACCUUCAAAACAUUAUCCUAUACGGUUUCAAGAGUAUUUGAAUGAAUUACUUCAGAAUCAUUCCACCAUCAAGAAAAUGGAACAUGAUAGAACGUCGAUACUUAGUAAUAAUAACCUUACGACGGUGGCAACAACUAAGAGUAGGACAAGUGGAAAUAGUAGCGGACUUAGAAGAAGAGAAAGUACUACUGAACUUGCUAAUGAAGUUUGCUUUGUCACGAACAUUACUUCAUUACCUUCAAAUUUAAAUUUAAUUCCAAUACCUCAAGGUGAUGUACGAAAAAUAGAAACUUCAUUUAUUAUAAACUCGAAUUUAAAGAAAUUGCAAUGUACAGGUAGAUCAAUUUCUUUAAUAAGUGAUAAAAUCUCGGAUGCAAAUGAAGAUAAAUUUAGACAAAUGUAUAAAAUCUAUAAUGUGAAUAUUCCAAUUAAAUUUGCAAUUCAAGAAGUGGUAAAUGUUAUUCAAAUGAGUUUAUUCUAUUUCGACUUAUUAGAUGUUAAAUAUUGUACUGGUCUACUAUGUAACAAGACUGAAGAGGCAAUAGUUAAUUGGUGGAACUUGAUUGGAUUACCUCAUUUCAAUGUGAAACCCAAUACCAAAGAUGGAAUAUUACCUCCAAUCACCGUUGCAGCCAUAAUAAGUUUAAUCUUAAGUGUACGAUUGAGAUUACAAAUAGUAGGAGGAUGUGAUGUUCCUAAAGAUCCAUUUGAUUUUGAAAAUUUUAUGAUUGCAAUUGGACAAUUCCAAAGACAAUUCAAAUUAGAGAAAACUAGAAAAUUAGAUAUGGAAACAUUAAAUAAAUUAUUUACAAUUACAAAUUCCAGAUUACAACUUGAAAAAAAUGCAAAUUAUUUUUAUUCAUCGGCAUAUUCAUCUAGUCAUGAUCAUCAAGAUUUUGAUCCAUUGUUGAAUCCUCAUAAUUAUCAUCAUUUUGAUUCAAUUUCAUCCCCUCCAAAUAUGAAAGGAUCAAGUAGUGGACAAAAACGAAAAGGGUAUGGAAAAGAAUUGAAAAAGCUUACCAGUGUGGUUAAGAAUACCGUACAGGAUCAUUUAAAUGCAGCCAGUAGAGAUUUAGACGAUAUACAAAUGCCAAGUCCAAGUAGUAGACCUACUACAGGAAGAAUCAGAAAUCGAAUUGCGAAAUUUACAGAUGCUGUAAGUCCCUUGGAUGUUGAAUCUUUAGACCUAGAAUUUCUAGUUAAAACUCAUUUAGCAGGUAAAGUAUUAAUUAGGCUAUUUUAUGGUAUUCAAAGUGGAAACACUGCUAAUUUGUUCCCUACAAAUACAGCAGGCACGACAACAACAACAGCACAAAAUGAGAAUGGUAGUUCUGGUACGCGACAUCAUAAACAUCAUCAUCAGCAUCAGCAUCCCCAACAGCAUUUGAAUCCAUUGUAUCCAAUGACUAGUCGUCGUAGGGGGAGAUCAAUUGCAGAUGAAGCGGCUUCUUAUCAAUAUGCGUUUACUAGUUUAAGAGAUAAAAUCGCCCAAACCCAUGACUUAACACUAGGUCCUAAUAGCAUGCACUCAGGUAAUGGAGGAUAUUCAAAAGGAUUUAAUUUAAUGAAAUUUGGAUUACAGAGUAGGAAAAAUCUUUCAGUAACUAGUCGAAAGGGGGGAUCACAAGAUCAUCAACGACAGAAAUCAGAUGGGAUGAUUGAAAUGAAUGGAGGGAAUCAUAAACAAUUAGAUUAUGAUAAAUCGGUUCAAUCGGCUCUCUUGGAUUCAUUUUUACAAAUAUCUUCAUCCGAUUCCGCAUCGAUUACCAAAAGUCUUGGAUCAAAUACUAAUAUUAGUGUUCCUCCCAGUAGGGAAUGUGAAAACCCUAUUGCUAGUCUUCAACAUCGGUUGAAUAGAAGAAAUUCGUAUCCGUUCUUGUUAGAUCAAUAUGAACAGAACUUAAAUACGUCGGUUAUAUCUAAAAAUGAUCUGCAUGUGAAACCCGAAGUGUUGGAAGUAGCAAGAUCUAGACCCAGAAGUUCUAGUAUGUCAUGUUUGGAUAAAGUUGUAGUUGAUCCAAGUAUGGUUACAAUUGCGAAAUUUUCACAAACAUAUUUGGAUAAUAUUAGUGAAUUAAUGAAGUACGAUAAUUUAAGGAAGUAUUAUUUUGAAAAUGGUAGCUUACCAGGAGGAGGAACAAUUGAAGAUCAUAUUAAUAAUGAGAGUUUGGAAAGGUCAUUCCAGUUGAUGAAUUUGGAUUUGAUUAAGUUGAAUAAUUUGAAGAUGUCAACUGAUUCAAAUAAAACUAGAAUCUUGGAUGAAGAUUUAUCUGAUCAUUUACAAUAUAAUAUCAAUCUUUUGACUAAUACUAUUGAUAGGAUUAGUUAUGAGACUAGAAUUGUAGUGAAAAGAAUUGAUGAAUUGCAAGAGAAUUGUAAUUUAUUUCAAUUAAAAUUGAAUAAUGAUUGUGAACGAAGAAUUCAAGAUUUGACAAAUACAAUCAUUAAACGGAAGAAUUUCAAACAAGUAUUUUUUGAUCCUAAAGAAAGAAGAUCAAUUGUCAGGAAAUUAACUGGGAAAUCUGGAUCGGAAGAGGAUAAUGAUGAUAAUGAUAAUAAUGAGGAUGACAAUGCUGGUGGUAGUGGCAUUUUAAGUAUGUAUGCUACAUAUGCCUUUGAUUGGUUUCUGCAUAUUUUCCAAUUGGUUAGGUUUAAUCGAUAUAAUAUGAAUAAUGAAAGAAUAAGACAAGCAUGGGCAAAGUUGGAUCCUAAUAGGACCAUAAUUAAUAAGGCAUAUUCUUAUAUUGGAAAAGAACCGUCAGCACCAUCAGCAACAGCUACAGUAGCUUCUACCUCAUUAGAUCUGCCGCUGUUGCUGGAGAAUAGAACUAUAUAA
This is a messenger RNA of Hemisphaericaspora subhashii, 3246 nucleotides long. RefSeq lists its product as uncharacterized. The coding region runs from base 1 to 3246 and encodes 1081 amino acids. NCBI's taxonomy places the organism in Eukaryota, Fungi, Ascomycota, Pichiomycetes, Serinales, Debaryomycetaceae. The record is from RefSeq and is a predicted model, not a curated record. The transcript has a single exon. Gene Ontology annotation, cellular component: Sin3-type complex.